Paramecium octaurelia is the source of this 3674-nucleotide messenger RNA. The record is from the annotation of a GenBank genome assembly. Lineage: Eukaryota; Ciliophora; Oligohymenophorea; Peniculida; Parameciidae.
AUGUUUUGGUCUAAGCGACCCGAAACUUUCAAUGCUCCUCGUCAAUUUGUAGGGAAUUUUAAAUGCGAAAGGAAUUUAUAAGAAUUAGAGGAAUUUCCAUCGAAUUUCAUUAAAACAUCAAGGUAAGUAAUCAUGUGAAGUGUAGAUAUAAUGUGGUAACUUUUCUACCGAAAUCGUUACUCUUACAAUUUACUCGAUAUGCGAACAUCUACUUUUUGUGCAUAGCAAUUAUUUAAUGUAUUCCAGUGCUUUCAACAUUAAACCCUUUCAGUGCAAUAGCCCCUCUAGUUUUUGUGUUAGGUUUAUCUAUGGCUCGUGAAGGUAUGAAAAAUGACAUCAAAUUUUAGGGUGGGAAGAUUACGGGCGACACGUAUCAGACAAUGAAGUGAACUCGACGGAAUGUAUAAUCCUGAAAUCGAGAGUGCCGACAAAGUAAUGAAAUUACACAAUAGAUAGUUCAACUUGGGCGGAAUUAUCUGUGGGAGAUUAUGUUAUGGUGAAGAAGGACGAGAGUUUUCCUGCUGAUCUCAUAGUGCUUUCAAGUGCAAUUCCAAGUGGGGCUUGUUACAUCGAGACAUCUUCGUUGGAUGGAGAAAAAAAUUUAAAACCAAAGAGUGCCAUUUUGGAGAGUCAAUAGCUCUAUCAGGAAAUGGAAAAUUAUAGCGAAGAAGCAAUACGUGUGGAAGCAUAGGUUCCUACUUAAAAUCUAUAUGAAUUGGAUGCUUCGUUGUUUUUGCCAAUUGGUAAUGGUUAGUAGAAAAAGUUUUAGUUAACAGCUAAGUAGUUAUUGUUAAGAGGUGCAUUCCUCAGAAAUACUGAAUGGAUUAUAGGGUUAGUUGUUUAUACAGGAUAGGAUACUAAAAUCAUGAGGAAUGCUGAUGCCUCAAGAGUAAAGUCGAGUGAAAUCGAAAGAAUUAUGAACAUUCUUAUUUUGGGAAUUCUGGUGGUGCAAAUCACUUUGUCGAUCAUCACGGCUUCCUUUUCAUCGGCUUGGCUCCAUAAUUAUGGGGGUGAUAGUUGGUAUUUGGAAUACACUGACUUUUAACCGAACUUGCUCAGUUUUUAUGCGUUUUUCAGUUAUAUUUUAUUAUAUAAUACAAUGAUUCCUAUAUCAUUGAUAGUUAGUUUGGAAUUCGUUAAAGUGUUCCAAGCUUACUUUAUUGAAUAAGACGAGGAGAUGUAUGUAGCUCAGAGGAACAAAUUCGCUAAAGUGUAAACUACAACCAUUAAUGAAGAGUUAGGACAAGUGGAAUAUAUCUUCUCUGACAAAACUGGCACUUUGACCUGCAAUCAAAUGGAAUUCAAGUAUUGUAUUAUUGGAAACGUACUCUACGGCAAGGAACAAUCAAACACAAACAAUCCAGUAUAUAAUGUAGAUCUAAAAAGACAGCAAACCGCUAAAGUACAUCCUGAAAGUGAGGUGUUCCAGCACUCCGUCUUCAAUUUCCAAGAUGCUGAAUUGAGUGCCAUUCUCAAAGGCGACGGAUCCACAGGUGAUAUGCCGGUGAACCUUAGAAUUGCAUCCCAAGAUGGUAAAUAAUAAGUGACUCUUUCUAAUCAGCGAGAUUUAAUACAAGAAUACUUCUUCCUACUCUCCUCAGCUCAUGAAUGCAUCAUACAAUAUGAUAAAAAUUAAAAUGCUUCCUAUCAAGGUCCAUCUCCAGAUGAGAUCACUCUUGUAGAUGCAGCAGCCAGAUUAGGAUUUCAAUUCACAGGGGCUUCAGCAAGUGAGUAGUGUUUCAAGAUUUUGGGCAAGGAGAAAAAAGUCAAGUUGCUCAAAUCCUUUGAAUUUGAUUCCACUCGAAAGCGAAUGAGUGUCAUAAUCGAUGACAAUGGAAUCAUAAAAUUAUACAUCAAAGGAGCAGACAAUAUCAUCAAAGAUAGACUAUUGCCUAAUUAACCAUUUCUGAAUGAGAUUACUAAUUAUUUAGAUGACUUUAGUAAAAUUGGUUUGAGAUGUCUACUCAUGGCUUCAAGAGUGUUAUCUCAUCAAGAAUACCAAGAUUUCGAUCAUGCCUAUAAUAAUUUACCAGAUAAUGACACUAGAGCAAGCGAACUAGGUAAUUUUGUAUUACAAAAUAGAAAAACUAACAAGUAACUUGGAAAUGUAACUCACUUUGUUGGGAGCGUCUGCAGUUGAAGAUAAACUCUAACCUUUAGUCCCAGAGACUAUUGCGGACUUAUUAAAGGCCAACAUAAAGGUGUGGAUGUUAACAGGGGAUAAACUGGAGACGGCAGAAAAUAUUGCCAAGAGUUGCAGAUUGAUUUAAGGAGAUUUUACAGUGAUGAGAUUGUCAGUGCCCUCUGUGGAUGAAUGUAAAAAGAAAUUAGGAGAUAUCUAAGAUACUUAUGAUCUAUGUAUUAAAGAGAAUAGAAAAAAAGUAUUUAAACAUCCUAUUGUAGUCAAUAGUAGUUGAAGGAGCCUCCUUAUAGUUUGUAAUAGAUAACGAAGAUUUAGCCUAGGCCUUUGUUAGUAUGGCAAAGGAUUGUGAAAGCAUUGUGUGUUGCAGAGUUACUCCAAAAUAGAAAGCUGAUGUGGUCAGAUUAAUUAAAGACAGAUUGAACAAGAUCACUUUGGCCAUUGGGGAUGGAGCCAAUGAUGUCAAUAUGAUUCAGGCUGCACACAUAGGAGUUGGUCUUUAUGGAAAUGAAGGAAUGAGGGCAGUUUAAAGUAGUGAUUUUGCUUUGGGAGAAUUUAGAUGUUUAUGGAGGCUAUUACUAGUACAUGGACAUUGGAAUUACAUAAGAAUUGCAGAGAUGGUGCUGUAUUUCUUUUACAAAAACAUGAUAUUCACCGUGCCCCAAUUCUUCUUUUCCUACUUCUGUGCCUUCUCAGGGUAGUCUUUCUUUGAUGAUUGGUACAUCACUUUCUAUAAUCUUAUCUUUACAGCACUGCCACUAAUUAUGAGAGGCACAUUUGAUUAGGAUAUCAAUUAUAGGCAAUAUUGCUAAUACGACUCAAAGGAAGAGGUAGCCAAUGUGCAAAAGAAACAGGAAUAAUACUUAAGACUCAAGUUUCCAAGUCUCUAUUACGUUGGACAAAAUAAAACUAUUUUCACCAUCCCCAAUUAUUUACUCUGGGCUUUCAAUGGCUUGGUUCAUGGAAUGAUCAUAUUUUUCUUUGUACUUUGGAUCAUGGAUUUUGAGAUUGUAUAAAAUUCAGGAGAAUCAAGUGGUUUGGCUCCCUUCUCAUUGACUGUCUAUUCCUGCAUCAUUUUAGUAUACAUAAUUUAUAAAUAUUAUUUUAGAUUGCUGAUCUUAAAAUAGCUAUUCACACUAAAUUCUGGACUUGGUUUAAUUUCAUUAGUAUUACCCUUCUGUCUAUUCUACUUUACAUCCUAUACGUGAUCAUUUCGAAUUUCUGGCCUGGAACUUUGAUGGAAUAUACUCCAUUCACCAUGGUUGGCACUCCUCACUUCUGGUUGAGUUUAUUGCUAAUAGGGGCUAUAAUAGGAGGACUGGAGGCUAUACAGGCAGAAUUCAUAAGGGAAUUCUUUACUGACCCAGCUACAGAGAUGUUAAACAAAAUUAAAGUCUUUGAACAUAAUCUCAAUAAGUGGGUAGAAAAUUAAGAGAAGAUUGCAAGACAAGAUUCCUUUUGGGCUGGAAUUUACAAAUAAAAGGAGGCUGUUGAGGAAUAAGAGCUGGUGCGAUUUAGUGGAUCAUAACAAUGA